AUAUAAAUAAAUACUCAAAGUGUAUCCAUCAAGCACAACGAAUUUCGGGAGUUUACAUUCAUCAGCUCUGGCCUACUGCGGAAGACGGUGGAUAUUGUACAGUCUACCGGACAAUACAAUAGGCAAUUAUACAAUAAGUUGCAUCAUAAAUUCUACUGACAAUUCCCUACGAGGUUAUUUUUAUUUUGCUUUCACGUAUAACCAUACCUAAAAAUCAAAAUGACGAGUGAAAAUGAUAUUGGUGAAAUGGCUGAACUGUCAAAAAAUGCAUCUAAUAAUUAUUCCCAAAAAUUUGCGGAUUCAUUAAAAGCUGAUAGUGGUAUUGGCACAACAUAUUUCACUACAUCUUCUGGAUCUUCAUCAAACAAUACCAGUCCAGAAUCGGACAAGGAAUUAUUACUUCUAAAAAAUGGAAAGACACCAAAACAGUUGCCCAAAUCGAAAAUUGAUGCCACAUCAACACCAGCAACACAAAUUAAACGCUAUAAACCGGAAAAUGUGAAAUUUCAAAGGCAGCUGAAAACAAGAGAUGGGAUUAAUGACAGUACAUUAUGCUGUAAUACAUCACUGAAUCUGACAGAUGACCUGAGUACAGUAAAUAUGUCACCCUCGUCAUCGAGGAUAUUUAACACCAAUGAACAAGAUAAACAGUGUCCGGCAAAAAAUUUACAGUUGGAAUCGGCUUCUUAUACACCGCCUCCAUCUGACCAAAAAGAGGAGACUAAAACCGUUAAAACUAGAAAGCAGUCUACCGUCUCGAUGAAAUUAAAUCUACGAAUAGCCGAUUUAAUUGAUACAUCAGAGAAAAAUGAAUUUAAAAUGUCUAUUCCACCGAAUACAACAUCAAAUGACAUGGGAGUGGUGAUGGGUGGAAGAAGACGACAACGGCGUAUGCAUACAUGUGAACACUGUGAUAAGCAAUUCGAUCGACCGUCUCUGCUAAAACGUCAUACACUGACACAUACAGGUGAGCGCCCAUUUGAAUGCAAAUAUUGUUCGAAGGGAUUUUCUACACGAAGUGGUGUGAAUACACACGAAAGAACACAUACAGGACAACGACCAUAUGUUUGUCGUAUAUGUGGAAGGCGUUUCGCAGCUGGUUCGAACCUAAUAUUUCAUAAAUAUACACACACAAAUACACGAAGGCAUGUUUGUAGUCAGUGUCCCAAAGCAUUUGUCACACCAGGCGAUUUAAGAAAACAUGAGUAUACACACAACGGUGAAUGGCCUUUCCGCUGCCAAUUAUGUGACCGUGGUUUCGCAACGGAACGUAAUUUAAAGUCCCAUGAAGUCACUCAUACAGGUCGAAAACCGCAUACAUGCGCUGUGUGCGGCAAAGGUUAUGCCCAAGAAAGUUCAAUGAAAACACAUAUGCGUACCCAUCAAAAAGAAAAUCACGUUACACCAAAAAGUAAAAGAACUUCAGAAACUCAUUUACAAAACAAAAAUCUAUCGAGAAAUGUCAGAGCAAAAUUUUCAGAGGAAAGUGGUGUAAUAAACUGUUCCAGAAACGAAAAUGUAGUUGCUGCACCUGAUGCAUACCAGUCGUUUAAAACAUCAGCACCACAAACUCAGAUCUACUCAGAGCAGUAUACCUCUGCAUUCUCUGCACCCAAACGUCGGACAAAUCAAAUUCAAGAGGCUAAUUUUCAAAAUGUGUCGACUCCUCCUAAUCAUUCUUCAAUUUAUCCAGUUCAAACCCAACUUCCAGUUGCUACAAUAUCUUCCACACUAACGUCCUACCCGGCCGAUUCACCUUCAUUGAAUCAAUUAUCUCAGCUAUAUGAAAGAUAUCAACUACUUUACAACUAUUAUAUGAAGGCGAUUAAUGUGGGCUCCACAGUGCAAAUGAAUGUUCAGAAUAUCCCCGUCAUCCCGCCUGUGCAAAACGAAACUCUUCUAACGCCAACAUGUUUAUAUCCCCCAAAUAUGAAUCCUAUUAAUCAACCGUUCAUGUGCGAAUCCAACUUAUCAGCGCUACCUCAACAGUCUCCUCAUGCUUCGUUAGUGAAUCAAUCUGAUCUAAUGAAUAUUUCUCAUUAUAAUUCUACGUGGUCACCUAACUCAAUCAAUCUAUACCAUCAUAACGCCGAGAUUAGCAGUACUUUCUUCAAUCAUAAUGCAUAUACCGAUUCACAGUUCACUGUCACUAAACCAACGUAUUCAGAUAUGAAUAUCACUAGUAUUAUAAAUAACCAUAGUAAUAAUAAUAUUAUUAAUAAUCAUACACCAAAUGAUAUAAACAUGAUAGAUAUUCAGGCUUUAGAUUAUUCCACAAAGGCGUUAUCAAAAAUGGAUAAGUUAUCCGAUUGAAACUUGAGCUAGAAGUCAUUUAAUUUACUAUCUAAUUUAUUUCUCUGGCAGCGUAUCUGUGAUAACAAAAUAUACACCAUAAACUUGAACAAUUUAAAUGACUGUAAA
Molecule: messenger RNA, 2421 nt
Organism: Trichobilharzia regenti
Lineage: Eukaryota; Metazoa; Platyhelminthes; Trematoda; Strigeidida; Schistosomatidae
Source: the annotation of a GenBank genome assembly